CAACGUUGAGUGAGAUUGUUGGAGGCAGUCGCACAUACAUGUGUCACGCGUGUUGAAUACUAUAUCAUUUUGCCCAAAAAAAAAACCAAACGUACAGACACAAUUUCAAUGUGUUUUCGCUUUUCGUGAAUAUUGUUUUUAGACGAAUCGUCGAUUACAUUGACCGAAUAAAUAGAAGAAGCGACCGUAGAAAAGUUCACAUCAAUUUUUAGCAGUUCGGUUUUGAACGUGCAUCGGAGUUAUUGUGUCGCAAAUCUAGUUUCGCGUAUAAAUAAAAUUUCUAUGGAUUUUUCAUCGAAGCAGUGAAACGUGAUAAUGAGCAACAAUCAUUUAUGAAGCAAACGUGCGAUAUUGACCUAAUGAGCUUUUUGUUAGCGGAAAAAAAUAAAACGUGAAUUUUAAUAAUUAUCUACGAAAAUUAUGUGUGACCAUUAACAAAUUCGAGACAAUUAUUGUAAGCGUUUAGUGUGCUAAUUGCGUUCUGUAUUUUUUUCGAGACAUUUGUAACAUGUGCAAAUAAGCAUCGAGUUAAAUCAAGCGAGAGAAAAAGAUUCAGGAAGCAUUUCAAAGACGAAAUCAAUAAGCAGCCAUUUACUCAAAGACCAAAACAAAGAGGACGUUUUUCGCAUAUUUUUCUUGCCAAUAAACUACGCAACACGAAUUGGUUGGAGUUUUUUCUCCUACGAGAUUGUCGUCAUCGACGGAAGACUGUAAAAGCAGCAGCUCAUCGUUGUAGUUGUAUGUACAUAUGUUUUGUGUUUCUUUCAUUCAUUGAAACGAAGUGCGGUGAAAAGGGAAAUAAACGCAACGGGCAAACAAUAAACAAAUCGAAAAGACAGGCGCAAAUGCGUUAGUGUGAGAAAGAGUCAAACAAAGAGGAAGCAAGAGUCGACACAUUGUGCAAACGUGAGCAUGUGUUGAGGCACAAGGAUAAAGGAGGUACAGAUAGAAAAAGGAUAUCCACACAUACACACGCUGCAUUGAAAUUGUAUGCCUGUGUGCGUGAGUGCCAUUGUAUGCGUUAGCCACGGAUCUUUGUACGUGGAGAAAAUCGAUAUAUAUAUAUAUUGAGAAUUGAUAUCCGUGAUUAUUACAAAGACAAUCGGAGCUGUCAUUUGAAAUGGCCGAGAAAAACGGAAUCGUUGCCGAUCCCAUAUCGUCCGAUGGAAGCGAAGAAUCGUGGAUUUUGCUCGACGAAAUGGAUGAAGCGAUGAACGAAGAGUUCAACACGACGCCAGCGGAAAGAGAAAGUAAAAUUGCUGACGAUUCAGCUGACCAAACCACUUCAACUGAAACGUUAACCCAGUCGAAUCACGUUGAAGUGGCUGAAGAGGAAAUUCCCACAAUCGUGACGGAAGAGAUUGUGGAUGAUGCAUCAAACUUGGAGCCGAUCUCAUCGGAAGCAUUUCAAUCGAAUGACGAAGAUGAAGAGGAGGAUGUCGACGACGGUACUGCACAUUUACGCAGUGUUCUUGAAAAGGGCAACACAUACGAUGAUGUGAAUGAUGAUUCUACAACGGACGGCAGCAUCUCAAUACUUGGUGACCAUGAGAUCAAUCAAGGCCGUUUCGAAGCAGAUGAUUUAUCUAUAAAUACACCAUCGCCGCAGCCAUUGCAAAUGUGGAUGCGAUGCAGUCCAAUCGAUAUGACCAUCUGUGCAAAACGGCCGUUUGAAGCAAGACCACGUGCGAUGAACCGAUGUCAGCAACCGACAUCGGUUGAAGAGCUUGGAUUACCGCAGCAGAAUAUCGUCGAAGAUAUUCUACAAUAUUUGGAGCGACUCAACAACUUUUUGUCCAGCAUCUAUCUAUUGCAAGUGCUUUUACUCUUCUUAACCGCUGGUUCGGUGGCAAUUUUAGCCAUUAUCUACUCACGGUAUUCGGCUUGCAAGCUUGAAGUCAAAGAUCUGGAGCAAAAAUUGUACAGUGCAAAGAUGGACAAGUAUCAAAUUGAAGGGAAUUUGGCCCGAUGCGAAUAUCUCUACGAAAUGGAAUUAGGAAAAUCAACAAACAGCAACGUUGAAUUUAAACCGGAACGAGACAGUAUUGAUAAUAAUAUGCCUGCAGUGCAUAGUGAAGCAAAUUGUCAAUUGAAUGGACCAAGUUGUGAUUGUGUGAUUCAACCCACUAGAUUAUCGGACGAAUAUGUGGACGAAAUCAACGAAGAUGCACCAAUGGAUUAUGGUAAAACCGUUUGGACUGGUGCCGGAGACGAAGUACUAGCAACAAAACAACCAUUCAAAUCCAAAGAACAUUUUCUAUCUGAAUGUGAUGACGCGAAUAGCCUCUUUUCCGAAUAUAAUCGUGAAUAUUGUGAAAAUCGAAAGAAUCGUGCCCGUGGCGAACCGAAACUCACCUCAACCGAGGAUGAUGGACAAUCGUUUAUUGUUGAGUACAGACAGGGUGUCGAUGAGAUCAAGCCAAUUCUUCAAGACAUUGUCGAUGAACCAAUAUUAAUUCAGCCACCAGUUGAUGACAGCUUUCGUACCAAAACGAAAGGUAAUCAUGCAAAAGGCCGUAGAGACCAUAAGAAAUUGGAAAAAACCAACGGGAAAUCGGAUAAAACUCAAAACUUCGAUCACAGUUUGAUUAUAGUAGAUAAAUUCGAUGAAUUCUCAUCCAAAGAACAUGUCGAUCGUAAUGAGCGAAAAGAACGCCGUGAUAAGAAAAUCUAUAAGGAAAAGAACAGUGAUAAAGAGAAGAAACGAAAAAAUGAUCGCAAAUAUACCAAGAAAUACCACCAAGACAAAGACCAAGGCAAAUUGAAUAAUAAUAGAAAUGAACGCAAACGUGAUAUGGUCAAAGUCUACGAUCAUCAACAUGACGAUUAAUACAACUCGAUCAACACAAUCCGUUGAGCUAAGAAUAUUUUAAACAAUUAAUUUAAAUUCAGCUACUUAUUAGUGAUUUUUAGUCCAUCUUUCGUUUAGACUAUAUAUACGUAUAACAUUUAUUUAAAAUGAUCCCAUUUUAAUUAAUUAGCAAAGAAGAGGAAUCUGUUUACAUUAGAAACGAGUCUUGAUGUAUAUCUUUAUGUGAAUGGCAAACCACAUACACUUGCAUUGAUUGGAGUCUAUAAGUCGCGUAUUGCUAUCUAUGUACUAUAUUUCUGUUUUUACUUCAGAAUUGGGAACAUGCCUACAUGGAAAUCGAGAUUAUUUUGCUGAUAAUGAAAAGCUAUCUGAGGAAUACACCACAUUUUGGGACAUUUCAAGUCGUUUGUUCACGCACUACUCCAUCUCAGAGAAAAAUUUGUAAAUUUAUUGAAAAUGUAAAUAUGAAGAACAAAACUGCUAAUCUAAAAAAAAAAAUUAAAAAACACUCAGGAGCAAAUAAAAAGGACAAAAAAAGUUGAAAUAUGUUGUAAUUUCACACCGUGAACAGAAAAAAAAACAAUUUUAUACAUGUUGGAGAUAGAGUAAAGUCCCUUUGACAUCAAUUUACAAAAAGAUAAAAAGCAAUCGGCAAAAUGUGUUCAAUAUCACCAAAAUCCUUAUAUGAUCGGAUCACUUGAUCUGACACUUCCCAAACCAAAACUUUGACACUAUCGAUGUUUUCACAAUUUCAAGCUAAAUAAAGAGAAAUGUUUCGUUUUGAAUUCACAAAAUUAUUUGCUGUUGAAAUUUAUAUCAAUGAAGUGAGUUUGCUUCCAUCAUAUUUUUGGCUUUUUGGUUUUUUUUAUUGGAUUUGUGAUGUGAACCGUGAAGUUUAAAUACAUUGUAGAUUUGAUGAAACAAAUUUUAAUAACUCUGUAUUGAUAUAGCAAUAGAAAAAUCUGAAAACCGAUUAAAAAAAAUUGAACAAAAAAAAUGUGUGAAAAAAAUUAAA
Molecule: messenger RNA, 3827 nt
Organism: Sitodiplosis mosellana (orange wheat blossom midge)
Lineage: Eukaryota; Metazoa; Arthropoda; Insecta; Diptera; Cecidomyiidae
Exons: 3
Coding region: 1121-2830 (569 amino acids)
Source: RefSeq, a predicted model, not a curated record